GUCAUCGUCGUGUGUCGUUUGUCGUUUGUGUUUUUUAACGCCGCCGAUUGAUAUCAAAUUAUAUUAUAUGUGGAACUAACCCGAUGAAGACGAUUUGAUGGCUAUCAAAUGUGAACAAGUUGCUGCCAGUGACAAUCGCUCAAAACCGGUUUGCGUAUUAGGACGCGAUUUGAACGCUGUUGUGUUGUGCUUUUGUUGUUGUUUCUUCAACAAAUAUCUAUUAUCUGCAAGAAUUAUCGAUAUCUGCUAAGAUUUAAGUGACAGUUGCUCCAUGGUGUCAAUAAAUUAAUCAGAAAGUAUUUAAUAACGGUGUAUCUACACUUAUUAAAUAAGCUCAGUUAUAAGUAUCUAUAUUUGCCGACUCGGAAUCAGAGAAGAGAAAAAAGUAAUAGAUUUAAGGAUUUUUGGUGGUCGGUGGCGCAAUGCCACAACGAUCCCCAUUCGCGAUACAGGAACUCUUAGGAUUAAGUGAUUCGGCGGUGGCAGCCGCAGUGGCUGCGAGGAACAACAAUAACAACAUCAGCAGUGGCAACAGCAUCAGCAUCAGCAAAAAUGAAGAAGCUAAUGGAAGUUUAUUAUCAACAAAGGCACCGAACUCAUCAGCAUCCUGUAUGUCACCUUCGUCAACAUCGGCUUCGACGACAAAGACUGCAGCCACAGCCACAGCGGCGGCAGCAGCAGUUGCAGCUGCAGCAGCUGUUUCGGCCGUUACACCGAGCUUAUAUCCGAAUGUUGGACAAACGCCCUUCACGGCCGAUCGACAUCAUCAGAUGACAAUGGCUGCCGCAUCUCGGAUGGCAUACUUCAAUGCACAUGCAGCGGUUGCUGCUGCCUUUUUGCCUCACAAUAUAAGUGCUGCGGGGGGUGGCGUUGUAAAUGGGGGCAGUGGUGUUAAUGCUAAUGGUGCAUCAAUGGCGGGUGCGGGCGGUGUUAGCGGGCAUCAUCAUCAUCAUUUGUUGCAUCAACAAGGUGGGGGGUUUUCACAACUAAAAUCAACAUUUGGAGCAGCUGGAUCAUGUCUGACAGGUACACUGGAUACCAAAGAUUUCACAAUCGACGGCAUCAAUGGUUUUGGCAGCAAGAAAAAGAAAAAGAAACGGCGACACAGUCGUACGAUAUUCACCAGCUAUCAAUUGGAGAAACUAGAGGAAGCAUUUAAGGAGGCACAUUACCCCGACGUGUAUGCGCGGGAAAUGCUGUCACUUAAAACUGAAUUACCUGAGGAUCGAAUACAGGUUUGGUUUCAAAAUCGCCGUGCUAAAUGGCGGAAGACUGAAAAGUGUUGGGGCCGCAGCACUAUAAUGGCGGAGUACGGUUUAUAUGGAGCUAUGGUCAGACAUUCGUUACCGCUGCCUGACACAAUAAUAAAGUCAGCCAAAGAGAAUGACGCAGUCGCUCCGUGGCUACUAGGUAUGGAAGCCAAAAGCAUGCAUCGAAAAUCUCUUGAAGCUCAAGAAGCUCUUAAGGAUGAAAGUGGUGCCAGUGAUCACGACGACAAUACAUCGAAAUCAAACGACGAAUUUCGACAGAUGACGUCAUCAUCAGAAUCGCUCAACGUAGUUAGUCCACCCCCUCCACCGCACUCAUCUGCCGACACAACACCAACGGGCAAUUCGUCGCCCAUAAACCCACACAUGGAUCUUGGCAGUCCACCGCAAGCACAUACCCCACUUCAAGCCCACUCACCCCUGCAUCAUCAUCAUCAUCACCACCAACAUCAACACCCAUCUCAUCAUAAUCUUCACCAACAACAUCACCAGCUACAUCAUCACCAGGGAGGGCAUUUAUUGGACAAUCCCUCGAAUAAAGACCUUCACAUGCUCAUGAACUCUGCUGCUGCUGUAGCUGCUGCAAAUGCUAUACACCCCUCACAUUUGUCGUGCAUACACCACAGUGUCGCCCCACCACCUCCCCCACCUCAUGCACAUGCACAAUCACAUGGCCAACCGACAGGCUAUAUGGACCAGGAUCCAGAGGCCUUCAGGUGGGUUAACAACUACAAUCGAGACCCAAUUUCAAUGAUACGGAAUAACUCUAUUGCAUGUUUAAGAGCCAAAGCUCAAGAGCACCAAGCCCGUUUGCUAAAUAGUGGCCUAUUUCUUCAAGUACGCUCCUUAGCUGGACUUCAAAGCCCGGCUACCAGCAGUAGCGCAAGCUUAUCUCCUCAACCUCAAAGUAAUAACAAUAAUAGUGUAAAUAUCAGCAGUAACAGCAUUAAAUGUGAUAUUUUAAAAAUUCAUGAAGAUGCGUCCGAACAACCUUACUCCCUCAAACGAAACCAAUCACCAACAGGCCAAUUAUCAAGCUCUCAUCAAUUAAAUAACGUUAAUUUAUUCUAUCAACAACCUCAUCAGAUGAAAAUUGAACCACGGCAAAGCUUAGAAUGUGGUUCAGAUAUUUGACAAAAACACAACGAUGGAUUUUUUCAAAGAAAUUUGGCGAGCAACGACAGAAGCGAUGCAUGAUAAUGUUUCUAUAUAGUUUGUUUUUGUAUCGCCCCCAAACCACUAGUAUGGUCAACUUCUAAUAACUCGAAUUUAUUCUUCAGGACAUUAUGUCUAUUUUGUAAAUACAUUAUAUAAGUAUAAAAACAACUAAUGAUCAUAUUUUGUUCUUAGUCAUAAGCACAAAUAAAAUUAUAUAAUUUAAAACACAGACGAAUAUUUAUAAAUGCUGUAAUUUACUCGUAACUACCUUUACACCAACGAAUUAAUUUUAGAAUAAAAAUAAAUUUUGCAUUCAUAUGCAUGUACAUAAGGUACCAACAAAAGUGCAAACGAAAGACUGUGAAAGUGUAAUAAGCGAUAACAAAGCUAUUUUGCAUUAAAGUAUGUACUUCUAUAAGUUGUUCAAAAUUAGUUGUAAUAAUUUCUCUUAAUCAAAUUUUGUUUGGCCACACAUUUCGCCCGAAAUGUCUGCAGUUUCGAAUUCACUGUUGACUCUUAGUUCUGUUAACUUCCUUGGCUUGUUAUAAUGACUUAACAGAAUAGUUCCAAUGCGUUAAAUCGCACAAAAAAGUCGGUCAAUCGACUGUCCCAUUUUUUGAGAUAACCGCUCAUGAAACCUUGUAACAGGUGCUGUAUUUCACAUUUCCUCCAAGUUCAUAUCUUGCAUUUCGGGACAAAAAUAAUGGAGCGAUAACACUGGCCAUUCAGAGUUACAGGACGAGUGCGUCAACGAAAAAAGAUAGUCCAAUAACCUUGCCGACAUGCAAACCGUUCCAAACUAUUAAAAAUAAGGCCAAAUUUACAAGAAUUGAAUUAAUUUUGCUUUUGUAAAGUACAAUAAAGCCAAAUUUUUCAGUCGGUGUUAUAACACUUAAACAGCGUGAAAUAAAGCCAAAUUUGUUUUAUUUCACAUUCAAUGCAAAAGAAACUUUGUACACCCAACCUUGCGACUAUCCCGAAUCUUAUGGUGCGCCCAAGCAGGGGAGUUGCACUUACAUACCUUAACAUACCUCAUUGUUCAUACUCACCGUUUACCUGAUCAAUUCUUAUUACUAUUAUAACAGUAUUGGGUUAACAACAAAAUAUUACAAUAUUUUAGCACAUACCAUUGUUUAAAAAUCUGAGUAUACUAGUUUUGAUAAGCGCUUUGAACUGUCGUUCCAGAGGUCUUGGGUUGAAUCCCUUCCUGUGCCUUCUAAAGUUUGUUCACGGGUACUGCCUCUUACAAAGGAAGCAACAAAUCCUCCAAGAGUAGUUCCUGUCAUGGAAAGUGCUCUCUCAAAUUAGUCGUUCGGAUCCCCUUUAAAAAAAGUCCCUGACAACAUUACUCGCACAAAGGAAUGGUUGAUAGUUGUAAGCCACUAGGAACUAGUUUUCAACGGACUGUUGCGCCACCUUAGUUUUUUAGUUAAAAUUUCUUUGUUAUUACUUUAUGCACGAUCAUAGUCUUUCGUUUGUAUUUAUUUGCUUGCUACUGAUGUAUUGUACAUACGUAUUUAUGUAUUUAAAAAAAAAAUUGAUCUCACAUUAAGUUAUUUUAGGUAUGAAAGACCCAAAAACACAAAUAUUUAUUUUAAUAAUAAG
Molecule: messenger RNA, 4031 nt
Organism: Eupeodes corollae
Lineage: Eukaryota; Metazoa; Arthropoda; Insecta; Diptera; Syrphidae
Product: diencephalon/mesencephalon homeobox protein 1-A-like
Exons: 6
Coding region: 423-2402 (659 amino acids)
Biological process (GO): regulation of transcription by RNA polymerase II
Cellular component (GO): nucleus
Molecular function (GO): sequence-specific double-stranded DNA binding; DNA-binding transcription factor activity, RNA polymerase II-specific
Source: RefSeq, a predicted model, not a curated record